This is a messenger RNA of Topomyia yanbarensis, 2643 nucleotides long. RefSeq lists its product as uncharacterized. NCBI's taxonomy places the organism in Eukaryota, Metazoa, Arthropoda, Insecta, Diptera, Culicidae. The record is from RefSeq and is a predicted model, not a curated record. Gene Ontology annotation, molecular function: catalytic activity. The coding region runs from base 1 to 2643 and encodes 880 amino acids. The transcript has 3 exons.
AUGGUAAAGGAAUCAGGCUGGAUUUGCUGUGACAAGUGCUCGUCAUGGGAUCAUCUAAGCUGCGUUCGGAUCAACGAUUCGCUGAUCGACGAUGUUCAGAGCUACACGUUUUACUGCGAAAACUGCUCGGUCCGAGGGACGCUAAUCGCGAAAGGAUCGAAUACAACUUCCGGCAGUGACGAGGUAUCACUACUGAGGAAAACUGUCCAAGAUUUAUCUACGCAAAUCGUGAAUCUUCAGGCUGAGCUUGACACGCUACGGUCCUCAAGCAAGCAGCAGAUUGAUCGUAUCCAGUGCAAGGUAAACAAUGACAAUCAGCGGGACACCAAAUGUGUAGCUCAAACCACUUUGGUCAGCAGCAUCGAAGAGAAGCUGGAAAUUCUCGAAGCAGGUGCAAAACUAGCCGCUACUUGUUCUCAAUCAGUGAACUGCCGCCAUCUCAACGUUGGAGGGCUUGAGCGCCACAUCGACGGCGUGAAACUAUUACUCGAUAGCAACCAAUACCACAUCUUCGCGGUAACUGAAACCAAAUAUAAACCAUCUAGUCCAAUCGGUCCAAUCCGGAUCCCAGCUUACAAUUUCGUCAGGCAUUCACUACCAUGUGGAAGAGGUCGUGGCACUAAAACCUGCGGCGGAAUCGGGAUUUACGUUCGAAAAGGGAUAAAAGCAACACCAGUACUUAAAUCAAUCUUCGACCCGACAACCCCCAUCGGACUAAGGAUAGAAUUUCUCGCUAUCCAGAUCAGAAUUAACGACCUGAACUUAGGUGUAGUGACUUUUUACAACCCAUUAUGCUCCAAUCCCUACUUCAGCCAGGUGUACGAAAAAGUUCUCAUCGAUCUGCUUGAUUAUGGAUUCGAUAGACUGUUCAUCGUAGGCGAUUUUAACAUUAACGUUAAGUCGCCUCACCAGACAACGAACCUUGCAGCGCUUAACCACAUCAACUCUACAUUUAACCUCACGAUUCUCCCAACCGGUCCCACUCGUGUUACCGAAAACACCUCGACUACAAUUGACCUGCUAAUUACAGACUCGCCUAACUCUGUGAUCAAAUCGAAGACUUCAACCGGCAACACCAUUUCCGAUCACGACGUGGUUUAUCUUCUGACCAACAUCAGGAUACAGAGAUCUAACCCACAAAUAAUUAGCGUAAGAAAUAUACACUCCAUCAACCCUCUCCGAUUGCAAGCUGAUUUUCAAUCAAAGGAUCUGCGACCGUUCUUUGCUGCAGGGGAUUCGACCACAAAAGCUGAACAGCUGACCUCUGUGCUGAGAGAAUUACUGCAACAUCACGCGCCAGAACGCAAUGUAACUGUACGCGACAAACAUACACCUUGGAUUUCAGAAGAAAUCAGAAGAGCUGUGAAACUCAGGAAUUUAGCGUAUACCUUAUACUCCCGAAACCCCAACAGGAUGCGUGGGGACAACCAGUGGCAAGAAUACACCAGAACGAGAGACAGAUCCAACUCCCUAAUCUUUACAGCUAAGAAGAGUUACGCCGAGCUACACUUCGACCACAAUCUGCCUGCAAAAAAGUUAUGGUGCAACUUGAGAAGGGAGGGGAUCCAUAACAAUGCGAGAAAUAACACACCUGUUGAAGAAAUCAAUGCUGAGGAAUUGAACAACUUCUUCAGCGUUGGACACAGACAAUUACAACCUGCAGGCCAUCACAGGACGCCUAAUGAACCAUCCCACCGCACGGCAGUUGACCACGGAGAACCCGAUUUCAACUUCCGCCACACUAAUAUUGAUGAAAUUUGCCGAAAGAUUCAUGAAAUAGGUACCAACGCUACAGGUUCUGACGAAAUCCCGAUCUCAUUCAUCAAACAGCUAUGCCCUUUCAUCCUCCCAGCCCUCUCUCACUUAUUCAAUUCGAUCAUAGAUACCAGAUCUUUCCCCUCAAAUUGGAAGAAAGCUUUAAUUACUCCGAUCCCGAAGCUAUCAAACCCCACCGAACCUAAGGACUUUCGACCAAUAAGCGUCCUGCCAGCAUUAUCGAAAGUUCUAGAAAAAAUUCUACUUGCGCAAAUCACAGAUCAUCUCGAUAAUCCGAACGCUCCGCUGUUAGCAAAGUAUCAAUCUGGAUACCGAAAAGGAUAUAGCACGACCACUGCUUUAACGAAAGUCGUUCACGACAUUUACGCCGGGUUCGGCAGCAACCAAUGCACCGUCAUGGUGCUGGUCGACUUCUCGCUGGCCUUCAACUGUGUGGAUCAUCGCAUUUUAGAAACAAAACUCCGCGAUGAGUUCCACUUUUCUCAAGCCGCCUGCAACUUAAUAUCAUCCUUUCUCGCACACAGAAAACAGUCAGUGCGCUUAGGUGAUAGAAUAUCAAGCGACCGUCAUGUCCUAGAUGGUACACCACAAGGCUCUUGUUUAAGCGCACUGCUCUUCAGUUUAUACAUCAACAGCUUGCCGUUGUUCCUCAGAUGCAACUACCACCUCUACGCGGACGACCUACAAGUGUACGUAUCUGGUCCAGCAGCCGACAUUGACGUCCUUGUCCAGUAUAUCAACGAUGAUCUCGAAGCAAUAGCUACGUGGGCCAGAAUGAACCGCUUAUCUCCUAACCCGAAAAAAACACAACACGGAGAACCAAAAUUCGGCUCAAAUGCGAAAACCUUAGUUGAUUUACUGAAUUGA